GGUUAGAUCAGGAUUUUAGACUUGAAUCUCUAUAGCUUCCCCAUAAGCAGUGUGGUGCAUUGACCAUGACUUACCCGCGACAGCGUCCUGUGAGCCGAGCUCCGGUCCAGUUUUUGUCAAGAUUAAGUUAGUCCGGCAAGUUUGCUGGGGUCACGGCAAUAAAGCUUUUUUCUUCACAAAUCAACAUGUGUUCAAAAGAGUGAUAUAUUUGAAGCACAAACCCGCUGUCUAUGGAGAGGUCAGACCUCGUAAUGGCUUGGCACUAUUUUCUUCCCUGUCAUAUCACUGCGCGCUGCCGCUACCUACAGUCAGCUGGGAGCUGCGCAGGCGCACACCACUUUUUCAGUUGUUCGGCAGUGUUUACAGGUGUGUUUACGUGCUCAAAACAGCUACACGAACGAGCUAACAUAGCUACUCACCAAGAGCGAUCAGUUUGUACAAGCUUUGUACAAAAUGGUGCGGACUUGUGACUAUCCGGACUGUACAAACAAAGAUGUGGCGCUUUCUCCUCACACAUUUCAAAGAUUUCCUGUGGCAGAUGUUGCUCUGAGGCGACUUUGGCUCAUUGCUCUGGGCUUCAAUGUGAACACUAAACUGGCGAAGAUAAAGAAGCUUCGCGUUUGCAGUGCACACUUCAGCGACGACGACUAUGUUUCUCCCUGCCCAGGACAGAGGAAGAAACGUGUUUUGAAGAGUACUGCUGUCCCAGCACCCUGGGCAUGCACUCCUGUUGUGAUGGCUGCAGCAGCCCAGUCUGGGUGCAGUACUGAUUCAAUCCCUGACGAAGUGUACCACGCAUUCUCUGGACUCCCUCAGUCAACCCCUCUGAAGUGCAGAUUUGACCAUAAACACUUGAAGAUGGUUCUCACCAGCCCACCAGAAACCGUUCCAAAAACAAAGCCAUCAACAUCUGGUACAUACUUGGCCCUACCUCCCACCUGUGAACAGUCAAAGUCAGGGAACCCGAGCUCAACAGUUGCAUCUGAGACACUGGAGACAAGCAUGAGUUCCAUAGAGGCACCUAGUGUAGGGGAUGACUGCACAUUUCUUCCUCUGAGUAGUGAAUGUACAUCCACAAGAUCAUCUUCCUCAGACGUGAGCAUUGUGGGAGCAGAAAGGAGAGGUGAUUGGUCUGAGAGGAAGUGGAUUGUGAACGAGUCGGCCCUUAUGGAACUGUUUUCAACUUGUCACACAUGUGGUGUAUCCAUUACUGACAAGAAAAUCACCAGCUGUGGAUCAAAGAUCAAAAUAGAAUGGACUUGUCUCAAUCACCAUACAGGAGUGUGGCAGUCAUGUCCAGAUGUCAGGGGAAUCCCUGAGAAUAACCUAGUGUCCUCAGCAGCCAUUAUUUUCACUGGAACAACACAAAAUGAAAUUGCAGAGUGGGCCGAUCUUCUGAAUUUACAGCUUCCAAAGAAGACAUCGUACUACUCACUACAGUCCACUUAUAUGAUACCUGUAAUUCACAAAGCCUACACUGACAUGCAAGAAAAAAAUAUCGCCCAACUCCAGGAAGCAGCGUCUCAUGGUGGACACACAGAUAUUUGUGGUGAUGCAAGAUCUGACUCCCCAGGCUACAGUGCCAAGUACACCUGUUACAGCUUCAUGGAUGAUGCAACAAAGAAGAUAAUUAUGUCAGACCUAAUUCAGGUAUCUGAGACUACGAGUUCACCAGCAAUGGAGUCUGUUGGUUUCCGGAGGGGUCUGGAUCGUCUGCUGGACUCUGGAGUUAGUGUUGAUGUUGUUACGACUGACCGGGCUCCAUCAAUACGGAAGAUCAUGAGGGAGUCUUAUCCGGAGCUCAGACAUCAGUUUGACCCAUGGCAUGUUGCUAAAGGUGUAAAGAAGAAAGCAACUGCAGCAGCAAGGAAGAAGGAAAACCGGGAUCUGCAGCCUUGGAUCAAGUCUCUGGGCAAUCACUUCUGGUGGUCAUGCAGUUCUUGUGGUGGUGAUGAGAAGGAGUUGAGACGCCGGUGGACCUCUAUCCUGUAUCAUGUGUGUGGUGUUCACCGAUGGGAAGAAAAUGGGCAGGAGUACAGGUGUUACCAUGACGACCUCAUUGAUGACCAACAAAUAAGAAAGAAAUGGUUGAAGAAGGGGUCUGCUUCCUGGAAUGCUCUCAAGGCUGUCGUACUAGAUAAAAAUCUCUUGAGGGUCUUCAGUCAGUUGACUUUAUUCAAGCAUACCGGGAACCUUGAAGUGUUCCACAGCUCUAUGCUGAAGUACGCAGAGAAGAGGCGCCACUUCACAUAUGUCAGUAUGCAGGCAAGGCUUCAACUGAGUGUCAUUGACCACAACCUCAAUGUUGACCGUCAGCAGGACCGUACUCAGUCUGGAAAAGAAAAGUACAAUGUUAUUUACUCCAAGCAAUCAAAGCAGUGGGUUGUAAGGAAGCUGUAUGAGUCAACAUCUCAGGAUUUUCGGAAAGAAUUGGUGCAACAAGUCAUUCAACGGCGAAUUGACAAGAGUGUCAGGCUUGGAGAUCCAGCGUUCCACAUCCAUCCUCCAGUCAGCAUACCAACCAACAUUGCUCCUACUCCAAAGCCAAACAAGGACGAUUUGGUUGCCCAACAUGCAUCACGUUUUCUCCAAAAACAUACAGAGGAUGUCUGAGACAGAAGAAGCCUUGGCCAGUCUCUUACCAGGCCAUAUUGCUUCUUGUAUAUAUUUUACUCCAUUACACUUUAAUUUUUGUAUUUAUUUCCUAAUAAUUUUUAAGUACUGUAUAGCAUCUUUUGGUAAACUUAUGUUGUAAUAAAUGUGCUUUUAUAAGCUAACAUAACCUUACCUUCAACCUUUGUAUAACAGUAAGAUUUAUAAUAAAUAUCACAUCUAUCUCUUAGUGAACAUAGUUUUA
Paramisgurnus dabryanus is the source of this 2857-nucleotide messenger RNA. RefSeq lists its product as uncharacterized. Lineage: Eukaryota; Metazoa; Chordata; Actinopteri; Cypriniformes; Cobitidae. The record is from RefSeq and is a predicted model, not a curated record.